CGCCCAUCUACAUCUAUCAUUGGACGUUAGUUCAAUCUGUUGAGCUUUAACUUCCGGGUGUUGUGUGCCGUUGUAAAACAGAUCAUAAAGAGCUACUGAGAGGGCAACCGUUGAACAAACACUGGAAGACGAUUUUAUUCAAUAAAAUGAUGCUGUCAGAGGUCCUGCAGGUGCUGCGUGGGGCUGGUAAAGUGGGUUCUGCUUUAGUCACCACCCAGGGAGAGCAGCUCAGAUUAAUGGCCUGCAACUCAUCUGUGGGUGCAGGAGUCAAAGCUGCUCAGGAUGUGGCUGAAGGCCUGCUGGCCACUUUUAUGGGCAGCACCAAUGAGUCUAUAAAGGAAGAUGUGUUUCCGGAUGCAGAAGGCUGGGAGAAUAUGGACCCAGAUGAAGUAGCCAAAUGGGGGGUGGGAUCCGAGUUUCCCCCUGGAACUGCAGAGCAAAGCCAAGAAGGAGUAGGACCGACUUCAGGGAUGCACACAGGCACAGCUCCAGGUGGAGCGGGCUGGCCAGGACAAAACUCUCGCUUCCUGCACACCGUCCACAGCCAUCGGCACUUCUACUGCCAGACCAGAUCUGUCCACGACACGGUAGUGGCCAAGCUCACACCUGAGGACAUAAAGAAAGCCAGAGAGGCAAAACAGGGCCAGGCAAAACCAGUCAGACAGAAGCUGAGUGAGCGAGCCAAGGAGAGGAAGGUUCCCUCCACAAGAAUCAGCCGGCUCGUUAAUUUUGGUGGUCUGGCUGUUGGACUGGGCAUCGGUGCCAUCGCAGAGGUGGCCAAGCAGUCGCUAGGAGGGAAACAAAAAGGAGAGAUGAAUGCCCUUAUGGACUCGCCCUUCCUCUCGGAGGCCAACGCUGAAAGAAUCGUCAACACGCUGUGUAAGGUUCGAGGAGCAGCUCUGAAAAUAGGCCAGAUGCUCAGCAUACAAGACAACUCCUUCAUCAACCCUCAGCUGCAGAAGAUCUUUGAGAGAGUCCGACAGAGCGCAGACUUCAUGCCCACAUGGCAGAUGACCAAAGUCCUGGAGGAGGAGUUCGGGCCAGGAUGGAGGGAGAAGCUCUCAUCGUUUGAGGAUAAACCGUUUGCCGCGGCUUCUAUCGGACAGGUGCAUCAUGGGGUGUUGAAGGAUGGAAGAGAGAUUGCCAUGAAGAUUCAGUACCCUGGAGUAGCAGAGAGCAUCCAAAGUGACAUAGACAACCUGAUGUCAGUACUGAAGAUGAGUGUGGUUCUGCCAGAAGGUCUGUUUGCUGACAGCAGCUUGGAGGUUCUCCAGAGGGAGCUGGGGUGGGAGUGCAACUAUAAGAGGGAAGCAGAGAGCGCCAAGAAGUUCAGGUCACUGCUGGAGGGUGACCCAUAUUUCCAGGUCCCAGAGGUAAUCGAUGAGUUGUCCUCACGCAGGGUGAUAUCCAUGGAGCUGGUACAAGGAGUUCCUCUGGAUCGCUGCAUUGACCUGGAUCAAGAAACAAGGAACCAGAUCUGUUACAACAUCCUGCACUUAUGUCUGAGGGAGCUGUUUGAGUUCAGGUUCAUGCAGACUGAUCCAAACUGGGCCAACUUCUUUUACAACUCUGAAACCAACAAGGUUGUCCUCUUAGACUUUGGAGCUUGCAGAGGCUACCCAGAAACUUUCACAGAUGACUACAUCCAGGUGGUUUAUGCAGCUUCUGUUGGUGAUCGGGACACCGUCCUGUCCAAAUCCAAAGACCUGAAGUUCCUAACAGGCUUUGAGACCAAGGCCUUUAAGGAUGCCCACGUUGAGGCCGUGAUGAUCCUCGGCGAAGCCUUUGCGUCCACCGAGCCCUUCGACUUCAGCACACAGAGCACCACGCAGCGCAUCCAGAACCUCGUCCCCAUCAUGCUGCGCCAUCGCCUCACUCCUCCCCCCGAGGAGACUUACUCUCUCCACCGCAAAAUGGCCGGCUCCUUCCUGAUCUGCUCCAAACUGAAAGCCAACAUACCCUGCAGGGACAUGUUCCUGGACGUGUACAACGCCUACAUGCAGAGGAGGCAGGCUGAGAGGAUGGCACCAGCCAGCGCCUAGACAAGCUGAGGGAGGGACAAUUGUUCCUGCCCUAAAUAAGCAGGGAUUGCUGUACUAAAAGAAUUAGCCUGAAGUGGAGACUCUGGACUGGACUCUGUCAUCUGGAUCUUCAGCAUUGUGAAGAUGCAACAUGAGCCAUCUGAGGCGCAACUGAGCUCCUAUAUAGAUAAUAAUGUAAAAAUGUCAUAAUAGUCUUUUGAAUUACUGUAAAAAAAAAUUAAGCAAAUUAUUCAUUUUACUAGGGAAACAGUUUUUAAUUUUAUUUAACACAACAAACACAUCUUCUCAAGUGUUUGCCAUGAUUUAAAACAAAAAGAAUCCAACUUAAAAUCUCUUGACAGCAAGGCCAGUCAUAUUCCUGAAAAGAAAAUGUCUGCCCUCCAAAUAAAAGUCCCUGCAGAGGAUAUCUGAUGCUGCCAAAGGCUUUCCUUUGUUGGAGAAUGAGUCUGUGAACAAAGCUUUCACCUAAAUGUGAUGCCCGCCAGACUGGAUGAGCAGAUUAUCAGAGGAAUUAGACGGCCUAAUGGAACCCUGCAGAAUAAUGGUCUUUCAUUAUAAAGUCUACUUGCCAUAAAACUCCAAUGUGCUUAUUUUAAACACAUUAGCAACAUUGUGUCUGGAAAAUACGUUAUUUCCUUGUGUGCUUUCUUUUUGUAUAACUAAAAUGCAAGACUUAUUGAGGCGUCUAUUUAAGGGUUGCCUUUUUUUGUUGUUGACCUUAAACGGCCGAAAGUCGAGGUUUUUCUUGAUCACAGAUUGAUCUUUCCAUUUCAGCUUUAAGAACCCAUCUGUGGAAACGUCACUAACUGGAGGCCAUAUUUGACCUCACGGUUUCCUGCAAUUGUCUUGCAUCGACAUGCAAGCAUAAUUACAGGCUUAGAUACUUAAGCCUUGAGAUAAUGGAGGCAUUGAUGGGUCUAUAUUCAGGGAAGCUAACUCCACAACCCCUCCCCCAAGGUGAUUUUGCCACUUUACUGUCCAACCAGGCCAUUAGAAACUAUUAAAAAAGGAGGACUUGAGCAUGUUAUUGAUGUGUUUGAUUUGUAUUGGAAACCAGACCUUAGAUCUGGGAGGAAUCUUGCGCUAGUUAGGUAUUAUGUACUACAUAUGUAAGCUGUGGGUAAAAUAAGGAUUGAACUCAUCAGAAAAGUGCUAAAUAUAUUUUAAGUGCAAUCGAGAGAAAAUUAUCACCAGAUGUCAGUAACAACCCAUCCAGUCUAGACAUGCCAAAAAA
Messenger RNA from Xiphophorus couchianus (Monterrey platyfish), 3276 nucleotides. RefSeq names its product coenzyme Q8B (gene coq8b). The coding region runs from base 147 to 2042 and encodes 631 amino acids. Gene Ontology annotation, biological process: ubiquinone biosynthetic process. The transcript is spliced from 16 exons. Lineage: Eukaryota; Metazoa; Chordata; Actinopteri; Cyprinodontiformes; Poeciliidae. The record is from RefSeq and is a predicted model, not a curated record.